ACCGUUCACCCAUUUGUUGACCGGAUAGAGCUUGCCGCUUGCGGUUCAGGUGCAGCUGCCAGCCCCCAGCGCAAUGCUUGAAAUGUGAGAGAAGAACUAGUAGAAGCUUCUGAAGCGGCAACCGCACAGCAUUGCCCUCUGGACCAGCGAGGAUUCGUUGUUUGAGUGACAAGUCCUUCUUGCAAACUGCUGUGCCGCCAGCUUGCCAGCAGAAACUUCACAAGCCGGCAGGGAUUCUUACAGCGUUUGGGUUUGUGGCAUUACCUUAGCACAGCCCUAUGGCAUCUAUAGCGCAGCUUCAAGGGCGGCUGAGCACACCAUGCUGUGGGCCAGUCACUAGAAACACAGCGUCGCAUGGUACAGAGAGCGCCGCCUGUCCCGUUGGCUUUGUUGGGCUUCGAAGGCAAGCACACUCCGUAACAAGAAGCUUGCGGUGGCACUCAAACGGGCCAGCCAGUAGACGGGACAGCCGACCGAGCCUCACCGUGCGGGCUGCGGAUGCCACUUUUGGGGGCAGCGCAGAAGGUGCAGGCGGCCCUCCACCCGUCUUCCCUCGCAUCAAAGUGCGGGAUCCGUACAAACGCCUCGGAAUCGACGCUGACGCCACCGCUGAGGAGGUGCAGGAAGCGCGCAACUACUUGUACAAGCAGUACGAAACGCACGAGCCGAGCCGGGAGGCGAUUGAGUGGGCGUAUGACAAGAUCAUUGCGCAGAACCUCAAGAGCCGCAAGAAGCGUGGGAUGAACCUGAAGGCGGGGCUGGCCAAGAAGGAGGACCCGCUCAUCCCCACCCCGCAGUUCGUCAAGGACUUCUUCAACAGCAUCAAGACCCCCGCGACUGACGUCAUCCUGAAGCGGCUCGCGCUGUACGUUGGGUUUGCAGCGUGGAGUGUGCUGCAGUCGUCGGAACAGGGCCCGGCCUUCCAGCUUUUUGUCGCCCUUGCUACGACUGUCUACUUCCUGAAAGAAAAGACGCAAAAAUGGCCUCGCUCGAUCGGGCUAAGUCUGGCGGCCCUUCUAGGGGGAUGGUUCGUCGGCUCCGUCGUUCCCGUCGCUCUUGCCGCAUUCAUCCCGCCGACGCUGGGGCCCGAGUUGAUCGCGGCGCUGUUCGCGUACGCCUUCCUUUGGGCGGCCGUUGUGUUCUUGAACUAGAAACGUACUUGAAUACUUGAAGAGAGACUGUCCUCCUGUUACAAGGACGCCGAUUUUAACGGGAACAUUUUUUGAAACCAGGAGUCCGGAAAGUCAUGCUCGAAUGAGGAGGGCACAUGGUUUGUUCUCAACUCUCAACUGGCGACCGUUGAGAUCUUGAGAAGGAAAAAGUAUGUCGGGAGUUGGAAAAUAGUCUGACGUUGGAAACGUCUAAAGUCCAUUCUACGAAGAUGACCCUCAUGGGAUUGUGCUCAUAAUCACCAAUAAAAUGUUUCUUCCUAGUCGCUUUUUGAUUCAUCGCC
Messenger RNA from Klebsormidium nitens, 1453 nucleotides. The record is from the annotation of a GenBank genome assembly. NCBI's taxonomy places the organism in Eukaryota, Viridiplantae, Streptophyta, Klebsormidiophyceae, Klebsormidiales, Klebsormidiaceae.